ACUUGCAUCUGUUACAAGUCAUUCACCCAGAUUUUGAGAAUUAUCAUCCUGUAGAUGAACUUGACCCAGUCAUUUGGAAAAAAAAAAUUUUAGCGCUUCAGAAGCAUAAUACACAAUGUUGCAGCGGCUUCUAGAAAUUCACAUUCUACGGGAUCAUAAGGGCAAAAAUGAAUAUGUCUGGUAUGGAAAACCCCCCUAAAUAACAAUUUAUAUUCAAACCCAAAAGCAUAGUAAUGUGUUGUAUUCUCAUCUAACAUUCUUUAAGGUUUGGGCAGAAAAGUAAAGCUUUUUCUCCAUGUCUUGUAAUCAAAGAUCACCCCCGGCGCAAGCUCAAACAUGGUAGACGUCUGCCAUGGCUGCAGCCAUCUCUUCUUUAUUCCCGCUCUCAAAAGCUCCCGCCGUUGCCAGAAUGAUGCUGUCCCAUUAUAUCUCGGGGAUUAUCCGGUGAAAAGAUCCGCCCAUGGGCUUUUUAUCUCGUUGUUAAUGUAGGUUUGGAACUCUCCAAAAUAUAACAACCAUUUUGCAGAAUCGUCUCGACGGCAAAAGACGUAGCGGAGGAAUAACGUCUCUCAAAAAUACUGUUCAUGGAGUCCACGAUAAGGUCCAGUAUUUUUAAUGAACUUUUGAAGAACGGGGUCAUUUAUCUCUCUGUGGUUUCCGACGCAGAACACAUCAAUCACCAUGACCAUUAAGGUGGAAUUAUACAGGUGAGGAUAAAAAGCUCCAGAUUCGGCCGGCAUUUUGUUCGUCAGUGUUGAAAAGAAGAAGCCUAUGAUCUCAAUGGAACAGAAACAUGAGAUCAUUAAAAGCAUGAGCGUGGUGUUAGGGUAUAGUGGACAUUGCCCGCGAGUACGGUCGUAUCACGUCAACGAUAUGUACAAUUUUGAAACAGAAGGACCAGAUCAUGAGCAAAGGGAUCACCAUUAUCUCGAAGAGAAGGUCGAGUGUGAAUGAAGAGAUAGUGAGAUCGCUGUUAUUGUGGAUGAAAGUGAAGCAGUUGGCCGGAGAAUACUUUUCUACCUAUAAGUGCGUGAUACCACAAAGAUAUAUAGGUGAAUUGCUGUCUACCGAAGUUCUCCGCCGUUAGUCUCAUCGAAUCUUAAGAGCAAAUAUGACUAGACCGGAAGCUUUAUACACACCUGCCUCGUUUUAGUAGUUAAUCUGAAAUGUGAAUAAACCAGAAGCUUCCUCGUCCGCUCGAUCAUUGUCCCAGGAGGCCAGGACCAUCACUCAACUUCCGACUAUUGUUUUCUCAUCUGGCGAAAGGAAACUUUCUUUCAAAUUCUCCAAAACAAAAAAAAACAAAAAAAAAAAAACCCCAAAUACUCCGGCCAAUCCGAGACAGUAUUUGAGAACUGUACAUGUGCAUAUCAUGUGAGGCAGAAAAUGAAUGAAAUUUAAAAUGAAUGUUUAUUAAAUUUAUUGAAAAAUGAAGAUGUCAUAGUUGUAGUGCUUUGUUUAAGUGUGACUUUUACUAUUAUGAAUGUGUUUGUUGAUCACAAUAAGUGGGAUGAGGAGGAAAGAUCAGUUACAAUAUAUUGCAGUCGUGUACGCGCUUCAUAAAGUAUUUACACAGCACCAGGUUCGACAACCACUGUCCAUGAAGCUGUGGGUGAGCUCCCCUUACCAGCUAGCUGCGUGCGCACUUAUCAACAAACAUGGAAGUUGACAGAACCACAACGAAAUAAAUUUAUUGCAGUAUUCAGAAAUUACUUGUAUAGCAUCGUUAUAAAAUGACUUCAUAAAGAGGAAGAGGAGAAGUGCCAUGGUGUGGUGUGGCACUUGACAAAAGAUGGGGCUGGAGAGAGUGGUCUUUCCUCAUGAGCUUCCCACCUGGGGGCAUGUUCGUGGUUUGCUUCUGGAGCUGCAGGAAAGAUUGCUUAGUGAAACUGUCAGCGCUGAAGAUGUUGCUGUGCAUAUUCAGAUCAUUGUUGAUGCAAUCAAAACCACACAUUGCCUGGACCAAACAUGGUUGCGGUCAAAGCAUGACCUUGCCAUUGGUGGGGCGAAAGUGGGAGCAAGGCAUAAGGUGGACCAGUAUCACAUCUGGCAUGGCAUGCUUCAGUUCUUAAUGGAAACAGACCAUGAAGAAAAGGAGAAAUUUCUAUUCAGUACUCUUCCCAAUCUCAUUGAGCUGGUCAUCAGAGCAGAAGACCACAUACCACCCAAGGAACUAAGCUUCAGCAGGCAGCAGAAAGGCGGAACAACAGUGCUGACGCGACAGUUUGUUGCCUCCAUUCUGGCAUGCUCGUUUCUCUGCCUAUUUCCAGAAAGGACACAUGACAGAGCAUCUAAGCUGAACAGCAUAAACUUUACACACUUUUUUAAGCUUCUGCCACAGCCUUCUCAGGUUGCCAAACUACGGUGCAUAUUGUGCUACUUUGAACAAAUAAUCAAAGCAGGCUUGGAGAUAUCUGGUAGCAUCACAUUCCGUAGACAGGUUGCAGAGAAGACUGCUUUGCCAUCAGUGGAAGACUUGUUAAAGUCUAAUGCAGCUCUUUGCCCACUUGUUGUCCAUCUGGAAGGAGGCAUUGAAGAUGCUGAUUCUAAUGCGAUACAGGUGAACUUUGCAAAUCGAUCAAUUGGUGGAGGAGUUUUAGGGCAAGGUAAAGAACAGGAGGAAGUUCGAUUCUGCACUUGUCCAGAACUGAUAGCAGCUCUGCUGUUCAUGGAAAACAUUGAGGACAAUGAAGCUAUAAUCAUCACUGGAUUUGAACAGUUUUCUCAGUGCCGAAGCUGUGGUGGAUUGUUAGAGUAUGAAGGGCCAUAUAAAGUAAAGGCAGAGAAAGAGCCAGGAAUUGUGCUCAAUAGAGUGUGUAUCAUUGAAGCCAUGCCAUACAACUGGGGUGGUCACAAGCGGCAGUACCUUCAGUCCUUUAUCCUGAAAGAGAUCAGCAAACUGUUUGUGGGAUUUUGUUGGGUGGAGACAUUCCAACCACAGCCACUACAUGGUGUUGCAAGAUGCACUUCUUCUGACAGAGAGGAAGACUUUAUGACUGCCCCUGAAAAUAUGGAUGAUGAAGAUGCCAGUGAAGAGGUGGGAAAGCUUGCCCAGCUGGCCCACACCAUGUCUUAUCACUUGCUGUCACAAGGUCUUGUGGAAGCAGUGCACAUUAUGUCAUCUUUGGACAAAAAGCUGAAGCUGCCUUCAAUUCCUGCUGAAGAUCCACUUGAUAGGGGGGACCUUUCACCUUUUGGCCCCACACCACCUAGGGGUGGUAGAGGACAGAGCUGCAGCACACCUCAGGAUGAACCUGAUCCUCUUGCUCAGGUGGCAAGAGAGGAGCUUGCUAGCACCCCUUCCCAUAGACAUGGAGGGAAUGGGGAGUGCUUGUCACUUCCAGUGUUGGUGCGUUUACCUCAGAACGGCAGCUGUGACCUUCUGGAAGUAGAUUAUUCUGAAUGGCUGGCUAACUUCCGCCGCCGAAGUUCUCAGCUGAGUGACCUAACAUCUCGCAGAAGCAGUUCCAGCACCAAGCACAGCUCAGAACUCAGUUCCGAUCUGGAAGAGAUUUAUGAAAACCUUGUGCAAGCAGAGAAGCUGCAGCAUGGCAUUAUUGAAGAGGAGUACUAUGGAUCUGCUGUGUCUGACUAUGCAGCACAGUUUGUGGAUUCUCUCAUGCAUGAAGGUACAUCUAUCGCUGCACAGAUGCUGCCAGGAAUGCGGCAUUUUGACCAGAUGACACCACUUGAAGGAGUGCAUCGACCUAUGGCAGUGCGGUUUGCAGGGAGUGGUGUCCUGUGCAACUUCACAGCUGCUGCAGAGGAUGAAAAUGGAGAGAAUGAUGAUUUAGACUUCAUGGUGAAUGAUGAAGCUGUUGGCAGCAACAGAAUGCAGUUCCAUACCUUUAGCAUUCCAGAGUUUGCUCAAAGUAUUGUAGAGUCAGCAGUGAAGUGUGGUGCUGCAGAAGCUUCAUUGUGCCUACUGUCUAGAGAGGUAGAUCAUAAGCCUGAUCGCAACCCUGACGACAUUCCAGAUGAUGUAUACCGAUGGUUUGCAGACAAAAUUGUCCAAGAGGUAUUUGCUCAUGUUGUGGAUGAGCUUUAUUUCCAAAGGUUUACCUCUGAAUCCUUCUGGAGAACUGACCUUUGUGUCAACCGAGAAGGCAUUCCUCGCAGGGCUGAUCAAAUAGAAAGGACUGAGUCCAUGUCAUCCAGUAGCAGUAUCAGCAGCUGCACUGGCAGUGCAGACUUGCCAAAUAAAUCUUUGAGGGCAUCUGCAUUUCAGACAUUUGCUCCAGAAUCCGUUCAGAAACCAGAGGAAGAAAGUUUAGAAGGCAGGUCUUCUUUAGGAAGUGGCUGCAAAGAGAGAGUGUCAGUCUCAAAAACAGUGAGACUUGGGGACAUGCCAGAACCAUGGCCUGGUGAAGUGGGCAAGAAGAUGCCAGCUUCCAUAAAAUUCAGUGGUAGAGUUGUGGAGGAUGAAGCUGCAAAAUCUUCGCUCACUGCCAGUGUAUGCAGCAUUCCACCCACUUCACCCAAAGUAUCCGUUGCCUCACCACAAGUCCAGAAACUUUGGUUAACUCAAUUUUCUGCAGAAGAGCAGAAUUCUACAAUUGCCCAGAGUUGGUUUCCAGAGCAUGAUGGUGGUUCUCUGUGUAGCGAGGAAACUGGUGCCUUAAAAAGUCCCCUGAUUUCUGCCCAGGGGGUGCUUCCCAACAGGGAGAUGUCUGUAGAGACACCCGUCGCUUUAAAAUCUACAGUUGCAUCUGCUUCGUUGCAGACACUUACAGAUGAUUCUGGUGCAGUGGGUACGACAUUUUCAUGCGAAUCUCAGACAAGUGCUGCUGACCAGUCAUCUAGUCUAAGUGCACAAGACCUUAACCUAGACUACUAUAAGAUGGCAGCAACCAUUGUCAACCAAGUCUUUCAGUCUCUUCCUGAUUAUAUCAACAAGAUGGCAGAAGGAGAGAAGGGAUCGGGCCCUAGAUCCCUUCUUUACUCAUUUCAUGGCAGGAAAUAUGAUUCAAGCAUUGCACCAAGAAGCAGCUAUGAGGCUGCUGCAAUGGCUAUUGGGAGUCUGGACAAAGGAAAUGUUGUGAGAGAGAGCUAUCUGUCUGCUGUGUCAGGGGCAUCUGGUGCAAGUGGGGAUGUUGGUUCCAGGCGGAUCCGAUCCCAGUCUCCCAGCAAAACAUGGCUAUCGAAGCGUUUGAGCCGAGAAACUUUAACAAAUGCAUUUCUGAGAACAGAGAACAAACCAGCAAUAAAGAGCUAUGAACGUCGGAGCAGUGAACCAUGUCAGCGCAGUGUGAAUCUUUCCCUACAAGCUUAUGGCAGCCAUUGUGAUAGAAGCGAGGAUAGAAGAUACAAGAAAUCUCGCACAGAUGAUGACCUGGAGUCUGUCAAAGCAGACUCCUGGCGGCGGAGCUCGCUGGACAGUAUACCCCUUGACCGUAGGCGCAGCUCCUGUGGCUUCAAAGACCCUGUUCUUUCACGGUUUGCUCAGGAGCUAAUGAAUGCUGACAUAUCUGUUCCUCAGCUUUUUUUGGUGGGAUCUGGAUCAAGCCCCAGCACAACAGGCUCUAGGAGAAGCAGUGUGAGUGGAUUCCGUGACACGACUCUUGCGACUUUUGAAAGUGAGCUCCUCAACUCAAGCUUUGGGCAAACUCUUCCAAGCCCAUGGCUGAGGUAUCCAAACUUCAGCCAGAGUCGCGAGUCUCGCCUGUGGAAGUCGGACAGCUCUGAGACGGAGUACUGGUUCCCCAUUCCCCGUCGAGUAGGCACAGAAUUUCAGGAAGAGCUAGAGCGCAUCAACAGGUGUCAGAGUGUAGAUGAGGUAGAAGACUAUGCGGAUUUUGUUGCAACCACCAUCCUUCAGCAGGCCGUGAGCAUCCUGCAUCAUGACAUGAAGGAAGUCACGCAGGAAGAUGAAGACAUCAGCAUUUUUUCUGAGAAUUUGGCUGACCAAAUCCUUCGUGAGGGACUGGUUGCUGCAGUGGAGACCAGCAGCACAGGAAGAUCAAUAAAGUUUUCUCAUUCUGUGUCAGGCUCAGAGCAAGAUUUUUCUUUGAGCUCACAUGACCUGACAGCUCAUUCAUACGAUGACCAUCAGCUUGAUUUCUGUGAUGCACUUGACAUUCCGUAUAGCUGUGUGGACAGCUUUGCUGCCAACCUGGCACAGUCCAUCAUGCUGAGCGUGGUGGAACAGUUUGGAGAGGUCUUGAAAAGGUUUGUUCCAUAUGGACGACCAAUUGCUACUGGUAAUUGGGACUGGAAGGGAUUCCAUGGAGAUCCAUUUUUGAAAAUGCUGAUACAGUGGAUAGCUGCAAGCAUAGCACAGGCUCCACAAUUGAUUUACUUCACUUUAGGGGAUGAACGGCUCAAUCAGAUGCAUGCCUUGGCCAGACUGCUCAAUGAACAAAACUGGACAGUUGGUCAGUUAAUGACCUCCAUCCAAGCCUAUUGUCUUUUGGUUCUGGAUGAAAUGGACUUGUGGGAGAAAGACACAGAUGCUUUAGCCACCUCUGAUGUGGACAGAUUCAUUCCGUCACAAACUCUUUUUGACUUUUUGCUCUGCCAGUUAUGACAGCAGAUGGUGUCUGUAUGCAUGUUCUGAUGUGAUCUGUUGUAUGUUUCAAGAGCUGUAUCAUAGCCUGCAGAUAUACAUUUCUAUGUUAAAUUUUGUUUUGUCUGUUCAUAUUUCUGGAAGGUCUUAUUUCAUCCACUGUUUCUCUGUCCUUUUCAUUGAUGAAAUUCUGGUUAAUUUUGUUGAAUGUAAAUUUUUUUGUGACCAGUUGUGAUACGUGUAGAAGAGGAACAGACUUUAUUUUAGAGUAAAAAUUUUGCUACUUAUAUUUUGUUUCUAUUUCUUGCAGAAGUGUUUCUUUUUCUUUUGGUAAGAACGUAAAACUAAAAUUAUAUAUGUAUAUAAAAGAAAAGCUAGGAAACUGUUUAUUUGCUAACCCUACAUUUUUUUUGUUUUCAUAUUUAAAGAACCUGUUACAAAUGGAAUUUAAAAAAGUUAAUGCAUCUGUUGGCAUGGGGUAUGGAUCUCAAGAAAAUAUUACCAUUUUAAUAGUCAUUUAUGUAAUAAUUUUUUUCCACUCCUCCCCCCUCCCCACUCUCUCUCCUUUCUCACCCCAUCUUGUCUUUUCUGAAAAGUUUACCUGCAUUUUUCAGAGAAAAAAAAUCAACAGAUUUGUAUAUUUUAGCUUUGAACUCAGCCAUUCAUGGCACUUCUUUUGGAAUCUUGCCAUUUAUCAAGCUCAGAUUUUCCCAGAUAUGUAGACUGUUGUUUAAGUGUUUUCUACAGAUCAUUGUCCCAAAUAUUUGUGAUUAGAAUUCACACAUGCUAAAUAUGUAUUUGUUGACUGUAUUGUGAAGAAAACCCGUUUGUUUCCGGUAAAAAAUAAGAGCAAGAAACUUUAGAUGUUUUUAGCCGCUAGGUAGAUUAAGAUUCUGUCAAAAGAUUUCCGCUACUAAAUGCUACAUUUAUCAGUAAGAUGUAUAUUGUAUAGAUAUGUUUAUAAUCAGCAUUUUCCCCUCCACAAUAAUUUUCAACAGCAGUGACUCUAAGGUGUAAAUUGAGCCCUUGCACCUUGAAAUCACCUCAUUUAUUUAGUAAUUUUAUUUCUUGUAGAAUGGGCAUAGGAAUAAAAUAUUGGCUAUGUCAUAUAAAUCAAGUUAUAAAAAAUGGUGCAAAACACAGUAAACCACCAGAAAAGCUUUCAUCCUGCUUGCAAAUUAUGGCUUCGAUUCAUAUUUUUAAAAAAUACUAAUUUUUGUUUUGUUGGUUACUGAUAAAAUCACUUUUAUAAAGAAAGAAGUGGACGAUGAACUAUUAUUAGCAGUAAAGAGACUUGCAUAAUAUUUCUUAGAAAGAAGGACUUCUUACACAGGUUCAGGGAAGCAGUAUCUCAUGGGGUCAAAACCCCAGUAAGUGGAAGAAACAGGGUCUUAAAGUAUUUAAAAAAAACCUUCUGAAUUGUAACAAGUUAAACGUUUUUUCAGAAUUUGAAAUACUGUUGCUUAAUGCAUGAAGGUUGGUUUCAUGCUUGGUUUGAGCAGAGGUUUAGCGUGUAGCUAACAUGCUUUUAAGUUAUUGUUUUCGUAGUGGAAAUUUCAACAUGUGAGUUAGGAAAGCUGCAACAUUGGUUUUGACAUGCCAAGUAUUGUUUUAACAUUUUCCUUUCUACACCUGUCUAACAAGAAAUUUUACAACAUUUAGAAAUAUAAAGAAUUUUGCUGAAAAGAAAUAGGGUGAAUUUUUUGUGUGGCUUUAUAUAAAGGUUUACUUCAUUAAUGCUGUUAACUAACACUUGUCAACAAAAUUACUACCAAUUGUAAUGUAUAUUUUCAUGCAGUGUGUACAACCUUCCAUAGAAUACUCAAAAUCCUCUUUUUUUUCCAACUUUCUCAGCUAUUGUGAAUGUUCAGGUCUGGUCUUUUAUUCUCAAGGUGAUUUGAUUGUGGAUUCUGAAGAAGAAAUUCUUUAAACUUUUGGACCUCCCCAUGUAAAAUAAUUAUUCAGAUGUAUAACCAUUUCUGAUAUUUAAAUAACAAUGUGGGCAUAGAUGUCAGUGACUGAUUUCAAGUUCAGAUUCAGAAGUAUUGCAGCUAUUUCCAUAGCAGUGCAAGAAAUACCUACCUACCUAAUCAAGAUUUGCCAUUCAUUUCAUUGCUUUCGGUUUUAUUUCAUUACAGAAUCAGGGAUGGAGGGAGUGGGGAGUUGUUUUCAUUCUUUCUUUCCCACUUGUCAGAAUAGAACAUCUCUUGUUCCCUUCUGUUCCUUUGAUCAUAUUUUUUAAAGAAAGUAGAAUGCUUUUGUGAUUGUCGAGAUUACAAGCUAGUCACUUGCUAGUUUAUUACCUCUUGUGGGAAAACUUAUGCCCACCCUGACUGGUCUGUGCAUAACACCUGCUCCAUUCUUUUGUGGGUGUUUAUUAAAUCAGCUUUAAAGCCAUUCCAUUUUUAUGGGUUGAGACUGAAGGUAUGCUGGGGGUAGCGGGGGAUGAGAGGUGUGUGUAAUUAAAGUGUGCAUGCUUGUAUAUCUGUGAGUCCAGUUUAAGUGAUGAGAAUUGUUACGUCACAGCUGGUGUUUGUACAUGAUGUGAUAUCAUUGCAUAGAAUAAACAUAUAGGCAUCAUAUGCUUGCUCAGUUAGCAUAUUCAAGAUUGCUUCUCUCUCUUUUUAAGUUACAGUAGACUGCUUUUCAGGCUGCUUUCAAAGUGUUUGCAGCAAAAUAUAUUUUGAUAUAUCCAAAAGUUUUCCUCAUUUGGUUCAUCAAGUUCAAGCGCUGGAUUUGAUGAGCAACUGUAAUUUUAUUUUACAAAAAGUGCAUACAAAUCUCAGAACUUACGGCUGAUGCAUUUUGUGUAUGGAAUUUAAGAGUGUUGCUGCAUCCUGCAACCUAACCUAUUGUAUUUCACAAAUAUAUUUCAACAGCAGCUUCAGAGACAAAAUUGUUCUAUAAAUUAGUAGAUGGCAUACAUAAGUAAAUAUAACACAAAGCGUUUUCCUUGUAAGAAUGCUAGUUAAAAGUAUGGUCCAUUUAUCAGGCCACUCUGCCUUCUUCAGCUAAAGCACAAAUGUUGAAACCUAAGCAUGCAUGAGCUUAAGCACCACAAUUUUCAUUUUGGUGGGUGAGUACUUAUGCAGAGCACACUGUAUUAAGAGGAUGCUAGCUACACAUUCUGAAUGACAUGUUGUUUUAAUUGACUCUAGGCUUUAGUAGUAGCCCCGUUUGGUUUCUUAUUGAAGAUCUUAAGAGUGACCUUAAGAUUUUUAUUUAAAAAACUGAACUUUCAUCUCUCCUCCACCCCUCCCUCCCCCUGAAAAAAAUUAUUUAAAUGGAAUAACAUGUAGAAAAGUGAAAUGACUCAUUCACUUUCCAUAUUCUACCAGUACCCUCCCCUUUUAGUUUCUGUUUGGACAUUUCUUUCCUUUGUGCUCUCUUCAUCUUUCUCUUUCAAUCACUGUUUCUAUGAGUCCUGUUAUUUUGCAAUGUUUCAUUGUAAUAAGAUUUCUGGCUAGUGCAUGCAGAGGGGUGUGUAUGUUAAAUAAGGAGUAAAGCUUUUCAGGAUAAUGUAGACCUAAAUUUAAUACAUGGUGUAUCAAUUCUGCUUCAUUAUUUUUUUCUUUUAACUUGUGCAAAGUAUAUUCUGAGUAAUGUUUGUUAUGCAGACUUCAUCUCAUUUUGGGGUUUUUGUUGUUUUUCCUCUUUGUAUAUGGAACUCAUUGUAUAUUUUCAACUGCUGUAUUACUGAAAACUAAUAUACAAUAAUGAAAGCAAUAUUCAUUUUAUUAGAUAUUGCAGAUCUCUGUUAAAAAAAGACAGAGUAUUACAUUUUACUUUGGGGGUGUGGAUGGUAAACUGGAUGGACAGCAAGAACAGGAGUGCAUCUGAAAAAUAGAUAAAUGAUCAGACAAAUUUCGGUGUGGUUUUUUUUGCUGAUGUUGUUAAAUAAUACAAAUGCUGUUUACAGAUUCUGUUUAUUCUGCUAAAAUUAUUUGCAAAAUUUGCCCUCAUCCUUUAGGUCGCUUUGGAAAACACAAAGUUUGAAUGUUGGUUAUUAUUGUUAUCUUUGGAAAAGAGUUUGUUUCAGGUCCAAUCGUAGUAACGCAGUCCACAUUCUUUUUUGUCUACUGACAAUUUAAAGUGCCUUUUUGACUUGCAUAAAGAGUUAGCAUAACUUUAAAGACAGAACCCACAUGAUAAAUAGGCUGAUGAGAUUUCAGUUUCUUUAAAUUUCUCAUGCAACCUGUCCGUAUUUUGGAUGGGAGUCCUGAGCUUUAUAUUGCCACCUUUCAGUGUAAGGAGCAGACUAAAUGUUGCUGUUCUCGUGGUAGAUUAUCCAUCUUAAAAACUGUCCCGUGUUCUAAUACCAUUUUUUUGUGACCUGUCUUGUGCUUCUUGUCUGACCUGCCAGGGGUCAGGUUUUAAUUGUCUUGUAAACCUGUUAACCCAAGUUUUUCUGAGCAUAUCCCAGAUGUGUUGUUAGUCAAGUUUCAGAGAUCUAGUCAUUCAGAAAAAGUUCAAACUUGUAACAUCAUGUUUGUCCACAGAUAGGCCUAACUAAUGUUUGUUCCCAGCUCUCUCAUUGGCUGCAGCCUUGACAGGGCAUAUGUAUCUCUGUACAAUCCUGAUAUGUGUGGUAUUGACCCUGACUCGCGCAGGGUGACAUUUGUAUCUCAUGAAUGAAAGGGGGGCACUGACCUAUAUUUUGUAACUUCCAGUAAGCUUUUCGUUGUUAAUAAAGAAUUUGCAUCCCACCAGGCCUUUAAAUGCAGUAGUGGUAUCUUAUGUUUGAGGAUUAAGGGAAAGUGCAGAGAAAUCUGCAAUGGUUUCUAGAAACAACAGUAGAGAGAAUGUAGACACAUUUCAAAUUUUUUUUUUUAAACUGUUAAUAUGACACAACCAUCAGGGAAUUGACUAUUUUUAUAGAUUUAUUUCAUUUACCCCAGCACAUAGAAAAGCUACCAAUUAUUCAAAAAAGUUUUCUUUGUAAUUUUUAGCUCGUUUGCCAUCCUCACUUUCCUCCUUUUCUGUUCAGUGCUUUCCACUUUCCUUUUCCUGCCAGUUUUAUUUGUUUAGGUGAAUGCUGGACACCUGUAUAGGCUUGGUGAUGCUGUUCAUUCAGAAUUUGAUACUGCUUGCGCACCAGUUGAUCUGUCCUAUCACCUGUUGAUGAUUCAUGCUCUGAAUGAAGUUCAUUUUAAGGAGACAUGGAGUGCAUUUUAUCAGCCCUAAAUCAGGAAUAAUGUGAUAGCUUGUGAUAGUAUCUAGUCAGUGUUGUUCAGUAGACAAUGCUUCAAUUCAGUGUCUUUUUUUAGCUUUACAUUUGAGUCCUGCUUCAUUUUUUUUUUUUUUUUUGGUAUUGUGCACAGUGUUUCUGGUAUCAAGUUCUGGUCUUUUUCUGUGAACAUUUGAAGAGAUUUAGGCAAUAGCAAGGAAGGAAGUAGAAAGCAUUCGCACACCUGUGUGGAUAUGCUUGGGUUGUGUUUGUAUGCAUGUGUGAAUACAUUCAUAUAUAUGUGUACACAUCGGCUAAUGUGUAAUGUGUAUGUUUUCCUGCAUCUAGUCCAUGCUUAAGAUACACAACUGGCCUCAAGUCUUGAAAGUCAUUCACUGAGGCUUUAAGAGCAUUUCCAGUUGGACAUUCCAGUGUCAGACACCAGCAGUGUCAGGGAGCUAUUGUGGACACUUUUGAAUUUGUUUUAUUAAUGUUAAGAAUUUCUGGAUGGAGAUCAUUUGCGCUAUGUAAUUUGAUAAUUCCUUAUGUACAUAACUGCACUUCCCAACAUUGUUGCCAUAUAACGCUUUGUGAAACAUGA
Pomacea canaliculata is the source of this 12273-nucleotide messenger RNA. RefSeq lists its product as uncharacterized. Gene Ontology annotation, biological process: ATP generation from poly-ADP-D-ribose; regulation of DNA repair; carbohydrate metabolic process. The transcript has 13 exons. Gene Ontology annotation, cellular component: nucleus; cytoplasm. Lineage: Eukaryota; Metazoa; Mollusca; Gastropoda; Architaenioglossa; Ampullariidae. Bases 1793 to 6526 code for a protein of 1577 amino acids. The record is from RefSeq and is a predicted model, not a curated record. Gene Ontology annotation, molecular function: poly(ADP-ribose) glycohydrolase activity.